Molecule: messenger RNA, 1887 nt
Organism: Chaetomium fimeti
Lineage: Eukaryota; Fungi; Ascomycota; Sordariomycetes; Sordariales; Chaetomiaceae
Product: IPP transferase-domain-containing protein
Exons: 3
Coding region: 61-1524 (487 amino acids)
Biological process (GO): tRNA modification
Cellular component (GO): mitochondrion
Molecular function (GO): ATP binding; tRNA dimethylallyltransferase activity
Source: RefSeq, a predicted model, not a curated record
UCGAAGACCUGCCCCGAAGCCUUGAAAGAUGCCGCUGCGACUCAGCACCGCGCGACGCCGAUGGGCUUCCUCUCCCGUUUUGUUCCCCUCCUCGGCUCCGCGCUGCGUUCAGGCAGAGCUACCGUCAAAAGAAUGACACCCCUCAUCAUCAUCUACGGCUCGACCGGGACUGGCAAGUCGGACCUCGCCGUUGAACUGGCGACGAGAUACAAUGGCGAGAUCAUAAACGCGGAUGCGAUGCAGCUAUACAAGGGGCUGCCGAUCAUAACCAACAAGCUCACGACCCAGGAGCAGCGGGGGGUCCCCCAUCAUCUCCUCGGCAGCAUCGAACUCGGCGAAGACCCUUGGGUUGUCACGCAGUUCAAAAAGGAAGCCACAAAGAUGAUAUCCGAGAUUCGCGGUCGAGGAAAGCUUCCGAUUGUGGUGGGCGGCACCUCCUACUACCUCGACGGGCUGCUCUUUGAGGGAAGGGUUGUGGACAACCAACCAGCACUGGAAGGCGGCGCAUCGAACCGUGACGAACUGGCUGCGAAACACCCGAUCCUGACAGACACUCCAGAGGCAAUGCUGGCAAAGCUGCGUGAAGUCGAUCCCGUCAUGGCGGACAAAUGGCACCCGAAUGAUGCACGCAAGAUACGGACGUCGUUAGAAAUCUACUUUGCCACAGGCCGCCGUGCGUCCGACAUCUACGCGGAGCAGCGGAGCAAAAAAGAGUCCAAGUGGGCAUCGGAGAGCCGCGCGCGAGACCAUGACCUCGGCGAGAUACUUCUGUUCUGGCUCUAUGCCCAGCGGGAAGUGCUUAACGAGCGGCUCGACAAGCGCGUAGACAGGAUGGUGCAGAAUGGCCUGCUCCGCGAGACGGCCGAGGUUUAUGAUUACCUCCGCCAGAGACUCGCGGCCGGUGAAACGGUCGACCGCUCAAAGGGGAUCUGGCAAUCCAUUGGCUUCCGCCAAUUCGAGCCUUACCUCACAGCGGAGAGGGAAACCCCUGACAGUCCCGGGCUGGAUAAGCUCAAGCUGGCGGGCAUUGAAGACACCAAGUCUGCGACGCGCCAGUACGCAAAAUAUCAGGUGCGCUGGAUGACAAUGAAGACCAUCUCAUCCCUCCAGGAAGAGAAGCUGCUAGAUCGGCUCUACCUCCUCGACAGUUCGGACAUCCAGCGGUGGAACGCAGAGGUGUUGGACAAGGGGGUCGAGUUGACGAGGCAGUUUCUCGCCCGUGAACCCUUGCCCCCAGCAACCGGGAUGUCCGAAAUGGCGAGGGAAGUCCUGGCUGGAACAGUUGAAAGGAGCAACCGCCAGGACACGCCCUGUCGCAAGACUUGCGAGGUCUGCAAGAAGACGCUGUUAACUGAAGAGCUGUGGCAGGCACAUGUCACGAGCAGGAAACAUCUCAAGGUGGUGCGCGCUGCCAAGAAGAGGCAGCUGAUUCCAGCCCAUGCCGUGCCGUCCAGAGCCUUGGUAGCGGCCACACCCGUCUGUGCCGUCCCAGAAGAUACUGCCCCUACAAUAAAUCAUCUCUGACCUCAACGACUCCGGUUCUCUGAGUGCCCCUUGUCUUUAGCCAGCUCGCCUUCGCCAAUCAACACGGUAACAAUAGUGAUGAUGUCCCCGGGCGGUCUGAGCGGAAUCCUCCUUACGAGGCUACUGAGACAAUUCAAGCCCGAGCGGGUUUUGCCGCGCUUGGCCGCUGUAUCGGCCGUCUUCGAGUGCUGAGGAAUCGAUGGAAGUUCCAAUAACAACGACGACAACAACCACCACCACCACCUGGAUUGGUUGGAUAAUCAACAACACUUCUGCCUAUCACAACCCUAUGGUCCCUCAGUUUGAUUCAAGCUCAACCUAACUUGCUUGAAUGGUUUUUACUGGGCGUCUUGCCAUUUGUCA